Molecule: messenger RNA, 2125 nt
Organism: Quercus lobata
Lineage: Eukaryota; Viridiplantae; Streptophyta; Magnoliopsida; Fagales; Fagaceae
Product: protein SLOW WALKER 1-like
Exons: 2
Coding region: 86-1660 (524 amino acids)
Biological process (GO): positive regulation of transcription by RNA polymerase I; rRNA processing
Cellular component (GO): nucleolus
Molecular function (GO): protein binding
Source: RefSeq, a predicted model, not a curated record
AUAAACAUAACACAUAUUCGGUGUUCCUUGUCUAAAACCCUAAACUUCCAAAAUUUAGAGCUUUCACUUUGCACAACCUCCUUCCAUGGCGGAACCAAAUUCAACCUUCAAACCCAUCAAACCGAAGCUCAAACCCAAACCCAAAACCCCAAACCAAACCCCAGAAUCAAAGUACUGGUCCUCCUUCAAAAACCACCAAAUCCCAGACCUCAUCUCCUCCAUCACUUCCCUCACUUUCUCUCCUUCGCCUCCUCACCCCUUCGCCGCUACUCACUCCACUUCACUCAAAAUCUUCAAUCCCCAAACCCUCUCUCCUUCCUCCACCAUCUCCUCCUUCUCCGACGUUGUUUCCUCCGCCUCGUUCCGCUGUGACGGCCUCUUGAUCGCCGCGUCUGACCUCUCGGGUCUAAUCCAAGUGUUCGAUGUCAAAACGCGGACCCCACUUCGUAAACUCAGGUCCCACACACGCCCGGUACGUUUUCUUAAAUACCCACUUCAUGAUAAGCUCCAUUUGGUCUCUGGUGGCGAUGAUGCUGUUGUUAAGUACUGGGAUGUUGCUUCUGAGACUCCACUUUUAGAGCUUUUGGGUCAUAAGGACUACGUGCGUUGUGGUGAUUUUUCACCUGUUAGUCAUGAAAUGUGUGUCACUGGGUCUUAUGAUCAUACGGUUAAGCUUUGGGAUGUGAGAGUGACUGGUUCGAAAACAGUUAUGGAGGUUAACCAUGGAAAACCAGUUGAAAGUGUGGUUUUUUUGCCAUCCGGGGGGUUAGUUGCUACUGCAGGUGGGAAUUCGGUUAAGAUCUGGGAUUUUAUUGGAGGUGGGAAGAUGGUUUAUUCGAUGGAGGGUCAUACCAAGACGGUUACUUCAGUUUGUGUAGGGAGAGUUGGGAAGGAGAAUGUUGAGGAAGGGAGGGAGCAUAGGGUUUUGAGCGUGGGAUUGGAUGGGUAUAUGAAGGUGUUUGAUUAUGGGAGGAUGAAGGUCACACAUUCUAUGAGGUUCCCUGCACCACUUAUGUCAAUUGGGUUUUCACCAGAUUGUGGGGUGAGAGUGAUUGGGAGUUCGAAUGGGGUAAUGUAUGUUGGGAAGAGAAAAACGAAGGAGGAGAAUGUGGAUACUGGUUUGAGAAGCUUUUGGAGUUUAGGUGUGGAGGAGGAGAGAAGGGUUAUGAGGCCUUCAUAUUUUCGGUAUUUUCAUAGAGGGCAGGGUGAUAAGCCUAAGGAGGGGGAUUAUUUGGUUAUGAGGCCAAAGAAGGUAAAGUUGGCAGAGCAUGAUAAGUUGUUGAAGAAGUUUAGGCACAAGGAGGCACUGGUGUCAGUGUUGGGCAAUAAGAAUCCGGAGAAUGUGGUGGCGGUGAUGGAGGAAUUGGUGGCAAGGAGGAAAUUGUUGAAGUGUGUUGAGAAUCUGGAUAAUGAGGAGCUUGGGUUGCUGUUGAUGUUCUUACAAAAGUAUUCUACAGUGCCAAGAUUCUCAGGUUUGUUGAUGGGAUUGACGAAGAAGGUUCUUGAAAUGCGGGUUGAAGAUAUCAGAGGUUCUGAGGCCUUGAAGGGUCAAAUUAGAAACCUUAAGCGGUCUGUUGAGGAGGAGAUACGGAUACAACAUUCUUUGCAAGAGCUACAGGGUAUCAUUUCUCCUUUAUUGAGGAUUGCUGGAAGGGGAUGAACCUUUAUUGCCUUUUUGGUUUUUUAUGAGGAUAAAAUAUUAGCCUUUGCUGCCCAAAAGUUCAAUAUAUCUUGCCAGAAAAUGUUUUGAAGCAUUCCAUGAUUUAUAUUGUUUUUGUGAGUUAAAAGAUAGAAAACUUGUACUGAUAUGUUGAAAGAAUUUGUAAGACAAUCAGACGAAACAGAGAAACACAACUCAAGAAAGAGCGUAGCAGCUAAGACACAUUACAUAACAGUGUUGUAGAAAGAAAAGCUUGACAUAAAAACUGCUAAGAAUAUGAAGUGUUGGUACUCUGCCAGGAAAAUAGUAGCUCUAUCAAAGAUGGUCUUCGGUUGUAACUGAAUUUUUUCAAAGUAGAACUUGUUACAAGCAUUCCAUGAUGUAUUGAAGCCAUAUCUUGUUGUCAAUAGGCUAAUUUUCAUUAUCAUUGAAACAUUGAAUGUAUUUUCUAAUUUUGACUCUUAA